This is a messenger RNA of Gaeumannomyces tritici R3-111a-1, 2258 nucleotides long. RefSeq lists its product as hypothetical. The coding region runs from base 275 to 2026 and encodes 583 amino acids. Gene Ontology annotation, molecular function: heme binding; monooxygenase activity; oxidoreductase activity, acting on paired donors, with incorporation or reduction of molecular oxygen. The transcript is spliced from 3 exons. NCBI's taxonomy places the organism in Eukaryota, Fungi, Ascomycota, Sordariomycetes, Magnaporthales, Magnaporthaceae. The record is from RefSeq and is a predicted model, not a curated record.
CAACGAGUUAGGCGUUUCCAAUGGCUCAAUUGGCACUCGGCAGAAUUGUGCCGAGGCUCUUCGGCGCUCCUCCUUGCGACAUCGGGGCCUGUCCGAGGCCUGAACGGUCUCGCCGCCCAUCAAUCGCUCUCUUAAUGGAAGGAGAAUCACCCUGUCGACGAGCCAUCUCGUAUCUGUCAAACUCGCCCGACGAAGUCAGUCGAAUAUUCCUUUCUUGUCAGCUAUCUACCGCGGCGCCAGCAGGAACGUACAUCUCCGCAAACGCACGAAAUGAAUGACAAUGCUCUCCGAUAACUACAUCAAACAGCUCCAGCUGGCCAAGAUCCAGCUGGCCAUAGCAGAUCUGGGGGCGGCCAAUGUCCUGUUCGUCCUGUUGGGCCUCGCGGUCGCUGUCGUGGCCGUCGACUAUGCGUGGAUGCUUUGGCUCCGAUCCAAGAUGCCUCCUGGGCCUUGGCCUUGGCCUAUCAUUGGAAAUACGUACUCCCUGCCCGAGGAAAAGCCCUGGGUAUACUUUGAGGAGCUGUCCCAGAAGCACAAGACGCCCCUGAUAACAUUCUGGAUCGGACGUAAUCCAACCAUCUGGAUCUGCGAUGCUUGGGCGGCGCACGAUCUUUUGGAGAAGAAAGCCCAGCUGUACUCAUCACGGCCACGGAUGGUCGUGUUUGGGGAGCUGGGAACGGGCCAGUCCAACCUGGUAACGAUGAGGACUCGAAACCAACAAGAGCGCGACCAUUGGAGGAUACAUCGCAAGAUCAUGCACUUGGGCGUUGGCAUCCAGGCCGUGCGCCGAUACCGAGAUGUCCAGAAUUUCGAGAGCCAGAUCGUAGCGAGCGACAUGCUGCGAGACCCGGCCAAUUUUGUCAAGCAUCUUGAGCGCUACGCCACGAGCGUGGUGUCGAUUCUUGCCUUUGGGCGCCGCGUCGCCUCCUUCGACGACCCCAUCAUCACCGAAGUCAUUGCCGUCAUGCAACUUGCGGCGGAGCUCAAUGUGCCAGGGAAAACGUUUCCGAUGUUGAUGGAGACGUUCCCCAUCCUGGCCAAGUUCCCCCGCUCGAUGCCGUGGAUGCGAGGCCUGGGCUCGCGUGGGCAGAAGGGAGGACACUACUUCUUUUACUCCUUGGCGAUGGAGGCAUUGGAGCAGCAGGCGGAGAAGACCGAAGAGCAGCUUGCCGCAAUCCCCAAGCCGUACGUCAAGACACUAUUUGACGAGAACGAAAAGUACAACCUUCCCGUGGACGAGCUUAGCGCCUUGACCGGAAACCUUUUCGGCGCUGGCUCCGACACGAGCGCCAGCACUCUGGUCACAUUUGCGCUCGCCUGCACCGCCUUCCCCGAGCCGAUGCAGCGCGCCCAGGCCGAGCUCGACGCCGUCGUGGGCGCUCGCCGCUCGCCCAACUGGGAUGACCAGGCGUCUCUGCCGUACGUCAACGCGUUCGUGAAGGAGGUGCUGCGAUGGCGCUCCGUAGCGAUAAUUGGUGGCCAGCCGCAUUCACCCACGGCCGAUGACUACUACGAGUUUGCCGGAAAGCGGUACCUGAUCCCGGCCAAUUCAUGGGUCCAGGGGAAUGUCUGGGCCAUCCACCGGAACCCCCGGGAGUUCCCCGAGCCGGACCGCUUCGAGCCAGAGCGCUUCAUCAAAGGCUCUGAAUGGAAAAGAGACUUCCCCGGCGACAAGGGGUACCACACCUUCGGCUGGGGACGCCGCGUCUGCUCGGGCCAGGCGCUGGCCGAGCAGGGGGUUUGGAUCACGAUCGUGAGACUGCUAUGGGCGUUUGACAUCCGCAAGAAGCAAGACACGUCUGGCAAGGAGAUUCCAGUCGACAUCUUUGCCUUUACUAAUGGCCUGAAUAUGAGACCGCAACCUUUUGAGUGCGAAAUUACGCCGCGCUCGCAAGAGAUCCGGGCGACGAUAGAGAGGGAGGGCGAGGAGGCGCUGAUGGAGCUGAGUCCGCUUGAGGGGGAGAGCAAGUACAGGAUGUCCACCUUUUACCAGCAAAAGAAGGCUGAGAGUAAAAGCCAGGUGUAGGGGGAGUGUUAUGGCGGGAGAUAGUUGCGAUCUGAUGUAUCGUAACGUAAUUGGUCAUUGAUAUUUGGUGUCCGCUCAUGCAUCUCCUGCUUGCAUAUUGUUGCCGAUAGGGGCCUGAUUCUUGAGCACGCUGGUUACAACUCAAUAAUACGCACACAUCGUCCACAAUAUCUUGGUAGAGGCAGACAGAAAAGUGGCAAAUAAACGAGCAUAACACCAUGCGGGUAUGGAG